Molecule: messenger RNA, 3174 nt
Organism: Lecanosticta acicola
Lineage: Eukaryota; Fungi; Ascomycota; Dothideomycetes; Mycosphaerellales; Mycosphaerellaceae
Source: the annotation of a GenBank genome assembly
AUGCCACAUGGGCGCUUGACACCGCUUGGCAGACAGCUCCGCUCUGUCCUUGCCAGCAUCCGCCAUUCCUCCACGCCGAACCACCUCGACACCUUCGAAAUACCAAUCCGCCCAGCCAGCUGCCUGCCAAUUGACGCAGCAUGGCGACGCGAUGCUGCGCGUCAGCUACAUACCAGUCCUUUCACACGACAGACGGCCGUAGCGCCAGCUUUGGAAGAUGAAGAGCCUGACGCGAGCGAGUAUGCGCAUUUGGUAGAGAAGCAGCAUAUGCAAGGCAAGACACUGGACAAGGGAGAAAUUCAAGAUGGUCGACGCUUUCGAAUCCACGGUUGGAGACGGCUGAAGCGUCGAGGACGUAUGGAUCAUCUCACACAUGCUCUUAAGGCCACCAAGGACGAUAUGGUUACACCGUACGCUCCUCCCGGGAAACGCAAUCUAAACUACGUAAACGUUCGGAGUCGUAAUGCUUGGCAAGAGUUCAAAGAGCGGCAACGAAGGCACAAAGAUGAUGCUCUCCCCGAUCCAGCGCAUUCUCGUGAGCUUUCUCUCCAACGCAUCCUUGCUAGUUAUAUUCGGCAUACAGCGAGAGCAGCGGACUUCCUGGAAGCUGAGUGGAACAUGCCGUUCCAGCUCUCGGACGAGGAAUUGCAAUACCUGGAAUACAAACGCGUCUCAAUAGAAGAUCUCGCAGCCUGGGCAGACAUCCUUUCACACAGAAACAUUCUGGACGCAGCUCUAUCGCUGGCCGCCCGCAUGGAUGCAGAGACGUCCAUUUCAGUCCCGAUCUUCGUACUACUCUACCUGCUCCGCCGCCGGUACAUAAGCGCACGUGCCCUGCGUCUUCUGCUGUGGUCUUCUACCAAGCUUUUGGCUGGGCGACUCCAGCGACUUCGUGACCCCGGUAUUGACAAUGAGCCGAUCCUGAUCCUUGCCACACGCCUAAUUCGUCAUGCGCGUGUCGUCUGGCCGCAGUGUCUGGUCGGCGUUGUGGAGAUGGUGCUAAAUCAUUUUCGAUAUCAGGAGCAGAGCCGCCAGCCUCUCGAGAGCGACAAGUUGAAGAACCUUAGUCUUGCUUUGAAUAACAUCAUGGGCCUGAUCUCCUUGCAGACGGCCGUUCGACCUUUCAAAGACAAUCCACAUCAGGAGGCAGCUCUCGUGCGCAUUCUCCGGUAUAUGGCCGAGCAUCAUCCAGCGCUGCAGAUCAACAGGCAAGGAUAUCGUGCAGUUAUCAGAUUGCAAUUAGCGCAGAAAAAGACAGGAAAAGAGAGACAAUGGGCGGAACUGAAGGCCCUGUCGUGGCCUCCUUGGAAGCACGAUCGCAAUGCUAUGGAUGCGGUGGUAGAACCAGAAGACCAUGGCACUUCCAAAGCUGCUGCUACCCUCGCUGGAAUGCGAGGCGCGGGCUAUCGGCCCCUACCAUGGGAGAUAUCCGCUGGGCUGUAUGCUGGUUGGGACACGGACAAGACACCAACUAUCCAGACGCGAGCUCUACUUGGCGCUCCCGGUGCUCAGUUGUCGUCCAGGCUUCGGGGCAGCUUCAAUCCGUGGGUAGCUCGGAUCGCAACCACACGCACAAUCCAAGAAGCUUGGGCAGCGUAUCUCACUGUAGGAGAUGCUCCACAUCCCCUUGAUCAAGAUGUUUACCUGGCUAUUUUGCGGAAACUGUAUCAGCACGAGAGAGGUCUGUACAUGAGGGAAGAGAGUGGCCAGUCAGCCGAGGGUGUUCAAGCCUGGUCGAUACAGCCUGGUGAUGUGAGAGAGCUUUCACCGCUUCCGCCAUCGACUCAUCUGCAUACCUACACUCGUACUCCGCCUCCCUCCGUAGACGGCUUUUACAGUGACCUACGCAAUCGCGGCGUUGUUUUUCACGGGAAUUGUCUUGCCUUUCUGGUUCAGAACGCCAAUACUCUACAGUCGGGCCUGUGGCGUCUCCGCGACAGCAUAUCACACUACCCCGAGAUCGAAGGCCUCCUCUGUAUGCGCCCUAACACUGAUCUCUCUCGACUUCCGACGGCUGUGUUCGUAGCCUUUAUCGGACUGCUAGUGCGCUUUCCAAAUGUUCCGUGGCCGAAAGAUACUCCAGGCGGUAUCACAGAGUCUGUCGUGGACCUUACCGGCGGAUCAUUCUUCCAAGACUCUAAAUUCAAACUCAACGUGGGAAAUCCAAUGGCUCGAGCUGUUGAGCUCCUGCGUCGUAGACCCAUCCCGCAUUGCCCAUUAUGGAACACGAUCCUUCGAAGCUUGACUCACGAAGCAAACUUUGCGUCUCUUCGACAUGUCAUAGUAAUUACCCUCACCACACAUUCAGAGCGGUCCGAGGGAACGCUCAACCUCAAACAUCCCGAAGCUCGAUCCUGCGCUGGAGCGAUGUAUGCAUUCCGCAUUGUAAUAAGAAUACUCUCUCUGGCUGAGGAGAACCACAUUGACAUCGACGACCACGGAUUGCACUAUUAUUGCCUCGCGGUAGAGAAUAUGGCGGUCGCUGGGUGGAGAAUCUUGCAAGAGCACGAACGGAUGCAGAUGGAGGGCCCGAUUCCUGAGGGUCUGAACGAUAAGACUCGUUCUUUCGCAAUGCUGCAGCGACAAGCCACAUCCUCUUUGCGCAAGCACAGCAUCGAAAAUCGUCUCAAGAAGAAAUUCCGAGUUCUGGUCGGAGAUGUCAGGGAAGCAAAUGAACUGGAGCAGAAGACGCUUUCCGCGUCACCUGGCCUGCCAUCGUUGUUGACUGUACCUGGUCCAGCGUUGUUGCACGCUUACAUCCGCGCGUUAGGGUGGUUGGGGGAUCAUCAGGGUCUGCUCGACACCGUAUACUGGAUGCGCGACCAUGAGGUCGAGCUCACCGACCGACAGAACAUGGAUCGCCAGGGGCAAAAUUUGAUGCGUAAGGCGAUUGUAGCACUGCGCGUGUUUUUGGAGCGAGGCUGGAUUGGUGGAAAUGACACGGCAGCAGCGGCCAUCGAACCCACUGGAGACGAUGAAGAGGGAGAAGGUGCUGCGCCGCUUGACAUGACUGGCAGGAUCCUUUUGCGAAUUCGUUCUCCCGCUUCACCAGAGUUGAUUGAUGCGGCGAGAGAGGCUGUGGAGAGCAUUUCGGGCUGGCAAGGGUGGCCGACAGACGAAGAAGUGGAGUGCUAUACGAGAAAUACGCGGUUUCAGCGUGUUCACAGACUCUAA